Messenger RNA from Lingula anatina, 2188 nucleotides. Its product is annotated as leishmanolysin-like peptidase. Gene Ontology annotation, molecular function: metalloendopeptidase activity. Gene Ontology annotation, biological process: cell adhesion; proteolysis. Lineage: Eukaryota; Metazoa; Brachiopoda; Lingulata; Lingulida; Lingulidae. The record is from RefSeq and is a predicted model, not a curated record. Gene Ontology annotation, cellular component: membrane; cytoplasm.
CCGAACGAUGACUGAUUAUCGACCGCCGGGGGGAUGAUUUUUCUGAAGAUUUUGCUAUUUUCAUUAUCUUCAGUAUUACAUGGCGGGGUCACAGAGCGUGUAUGUAACCAUUAUAUUCCAGCGCAACAUGAAGUUCUUCAUGAUGUGUCUCUGGAACCCUUGCAUUUGAUGAAGAAGAGGAGUAUUAAUCAAAGACUGAGGAUACGAGAGGUGUUCCACAGUAGUGUGAACAGAUUACCACCUGAUAAACUGACACUUGUAAAGCACAGGUUACUCCCUGCUGCCCUGUCCUACUGGGAAAACACACUGGUUGUCAGGCAAACUGCAGGUCCAAUUAGACUGAACAGGAACUGCUCCCAGAAUGACAUAAUCUACAGGGCAGGGUAUUACCCUCCAUACUGUGUACAUGGCUGUGAGCAAACCACUUACUGUGGACAUGUCCCUGUGCCUUAUGACCAUCUGGAGGCCUGCCGCAUAUAUCAAGAUGGUCAUUAUCAUGAGACAGGCUAUGCAGGAAGAGGUGUCCUCAACGCAGAUUUUGUCCUCUAUGUGUCAGCAGUGGCGUCAUCCAAGUGUGACCCUGAGGUCACUGUGGCCUAUGCUGCCUACUGCCAGCUGGAGGGGAGUAUGGAUAGACCAGUAGCGGGAUUUAUCAAUCUCUGUCCCUAUUCCAUCUCCACCAAACUCCAUGACAUGACAGAGAUGGUGUCCACAAUCAAACAUGAGAUACUGCAUGCUUUAGGUUUUUCAGCAGGUCUGUUUGCUAUGUACAGAGACAAAAAUGGAGAUCCUUUGACUGAGCGGGACAUAUUCACUGGACGACCAGAAAUGUUUAAUAAUGAAUUGGGAGUAUACCAGUGGAGCUCCAAGGUGGUGAGAACUGUGUCCAGAAGAGACUGGAGAGUUAGAGGAGCCGUCAUACAGAGGCAUUUUUAUCUCAUGGUCACACCAAAAGUUACAGAAGAAGCCAGACGACACUUCAACUGUUCGACACUAGAGGGCGCUGAGUUAGAAAACCAAGGCAGCAUAGGCACUAAACUCACACACUGGGAGAAAAGGGUGUUUGAGCAUGAAGCCAUGACAGGUACCUAUACACAAAACCCAAAGAUCUCUAGGAUAACACUGGCACUUAUGGAGGACACAGGCUGGUACAGGGUCAACUAUGCCAUGGCAGAGCCACUGCAGUGGGGCAAAAAUCUGGGUUGUGAUUUUGUGAAGAAAAGUUGCAUGGAGUGGAUUAAAAUGAGAACUGAACAGAAGAAAUCCAUUUUGCCAUUCUGCACCAAGGUGAAGAGCACUCCACUUCGCACCCUGUGUACCACGGACCGAGAUGCAGUCGCUCUGUGUAAUCUCAAGCAAUAUCCAAAACCUAUACCCUUCAUGUACCAGUACUUCAGUGAAACCAAUGAGGAUCUCCCAGGGACAGCUGCCCAGUACGGAGGGUCAGUGGGUCUGGCCGAUUAUUGCCCCUAUGUACAGGAGUUUGUGUGGAGAGACAGAACCGACACAAUUCAGAGAGGCUCUAGAUGCACCCUGUCUUCUAAUACUGCAGAAGUUCAUGGCAACCAUUUCCUUGAGACAUAUGGUCCAAAUUCCAAGUGUUUUGAACACCAUGGGAUCUGGUCAUUAAAAAGGUGCAAUAUGCCUGCUCCACUGAAGCACUUUGGCAGUGGAUGCUACAAGUACUCUUGUAACUCCACAGUGGGGUUAGUCCUGGAUGUUCAUGGGAAAAGCUACAGGUGCUACAAAACUGGCCAAAUUCUGGUUGUCAGGGUGAUUUUUGAUGGAUGGCUGACAGAGGGCAGCAUAGUCUGUCCAUCAUGCCAAGAAAUAUGUCAGGCCAAAGGUGUUACUUGUCCACCCGAGUACAAUCCACCAUAUAGUUCUCCAGUGAAUCUUCGCAUGCCCUGCAGAGGGAGCCUGUUACACCCCAGACAUGUGCAGGUGCUUCCUGCUGUGAUAUUGUUAUUUGUAUUAUUAUCAUCAUGUAUUUAGAUGUGCUGUUAUACACUUAGUUUGGUUGGUAUUAUUUACCAUGAAUGUACAGGCUCAGGUGAUGAGGUUCUUAGUCACUGACAGGAAUGUACUGGAAGGUCAAUCAACCACUGGCAGGUAAUACUGGAUGAAGACAAUCACAUUGGCCCCAUUCAGAAUGAGAGGAGCCGAGUGCUAGCUAGGCCACGACCUA